Messenger RNA from Saccoglossus kowalevskii, 1982 nucleotides. Its product is annotated as monocarboxylate transporter 13-like. Gene Ontology annotation, molecular function: transmembrane transporter activity. Gene Ontology annotation, biological process: transmembrane transport. The record is from RefSeq and is a predicted model, not a curated record. NCBI's taxonomy places the organism in Eukaryota, Metazoa, Hemichordata, Enteropneusta, Harrimaniidae.
AGGAGAACGACCUUGCAGCAGUUGUUAGGACACUUGUCGAUAUUUUUCUCUCUAUUCGUCGAUUUAUUCAACGCUAUUUGCUUCCAACGAUGCGACUAGUUGCUGAAUAUUAGAAGCAAAUCUGUCCAUCAAUUGAGUAUUUUGUUGGAGGAAUCUGCAAAAUUCACACGUCAUUUUGUGAUCAGCUGGUAGUUGAACGAGUUGAAGUUCAAUUGUUGUCUUACAGACAAAACUGAUACCACAAUGAGUGAUGGAAUGUCGCCGAAAAUUGUGGAUGUUGCACGGAGACGAAAAGAGGAGAGAGUCGCCUGGGUCACCACAAUGUCCGCUUCCGCAGUUCUGUUUCUAUCAUGUGGAUUUCUGAUGUCGUUUAGCGUCUUCUUUCUAGAGUUGAAGGUUUAUUUCAACACCGGGGCACACGAAGUCUCGUGGCUGGUGGCAUUGCAGUUCUCAAUAGCCAUGAUAAUAGGUCCACUUUCUGUGAGUAUGUCGCGAAGAUUCGAUUCCCGGUUCGUUGUAUUUGUGGGUGGAUAUACGAUCAGUUUGGGUCUAAUCAUCAGCGCCUUCUCCAACGCAAUGUUCCUGUUGUAUUUCAGCUAUGGCAUUAUGCCAGGUAUCGGCCUAGGACUCGUUAUAUCAUCUGCACUGUCGUCCAUCGAAUUCAAAGCAGACAACCCCAGCCAGAACACUAGGAGGUUGGUGUGUUACACCGGCGCUUCCCUCGGUGGUAUCAUAUUACCGCUGGUGGCGAACUUCUUUAUACAACUUUACGAUUGGUAUGGCGCUCUCCUGCUGCUAUGCGCCUCGAUGCUGAAUAUUUGCGUGUUCUCCAUUCUACUGAAGAGACCGCUAGUUGCCACCGAGAAGCAGAACACAUCAAUGUUUGGAAAUGGCACGACUUCCCUGAAUGGAAGCUACAGAAUGGCCGCAGGCAAUACAGUAACGGAGAAUCAAAACCUAAUCAACGGACAUGAUAGAAACACGCCGAAGGUGGACUACCCACUGGUGAAUGAACUAGCUAUCAUAAGGAAGACACCGAUGUAUAUUUUAUACCUUGUUAUACACGUGCUUGUCGGGAUGGCACUGUUUAUUCCAUCUGUGUAUUUAACUGCUUAUGCCAUCGAAUCCAAUGUGGAUGAGGUGUAUGUCGUCUUUUAUAUCCCUAUGUUAUCACUGGGCGCACUGUUGUCUCACACGGUGAUAACUUUAAAUCCAUUCGACUUUUCUCCGUAUAUCAUCCUGAUUAUAUCCGUUGCCAUAGCAACACUGGGGAGCUGUGCCAUCCCACUGAAGACUACAGCAGGCGUUCUGUUUGCUUUCGCUGUGGUACACGGAUUUGCCAAAACCGUCAUAACGACAACUUUAGAUGACAUUGCUUCGAAGAUGGUCAAGGAAUCCGACGGAACUCCUAGAAUGACGUUGUGUCUUCCAUUGCUCGGCGUGGGUCAACUCGUAGGAAUCGUUUUAACAGGUGUUGCUUUUGACGCAACCGGGACCUAUGACUUGGCUUUCUACGUUGGUGGCGCUUUACUCGGAAUGGUACUGCUGCUAAUACUACCAACUUUAGUACAGCGCUGCCGUGCAGAAGAUACCAACUGUGGAAGAAGGCCAAAGAAAAUCGUUCAAGAAAGAAGGGCUUAUCGAUCAUCGUCACUCUAAAUUAUAUGUUCAAUAUGCCGUCUAGAUAUUGGAGGGGAGGUUGAGGAAGUGGGUUGAGGGGAAUGGUAACUAACAUCAUCGAACUAAAAAGUGUAUCGCCCUCUAAUUAAGAGUGUCAACUUAGCCAAUCAUCAACUGCAGUUCAUGUCUAUGUAUAUAUGGCGAUGUUUUGUGAGUCAGUAAGGUACUUAAAAUGUAACACUUCAUUAUUGAUACAUAUGAGUGUGUCCCACACAUACAUAUUAAUACAUUAUCGUUUUUAAUCCAGUGUGCGAACUUUUAACUUUUGGAAUAAAGAACCCAGAUAACCAUUUUAAUCACAA